UGAGACAAAUCAAUUCUGUAUCUUUCUGUCUUAUUAACUAACAACAUUAGCAGUCUGUGCCACUUACCUGAUGGUAUUAGAGAGUGAGAUUUUCGGCUCUCACGGUGGAUGUUAACGUUGAUCCUUUAUAAACGUUUGUUGGCGUCUUCCUCGGUGUUGGCAUAUUGCUUCCGUGCGGGGGUUCACGUGCCAUUUACACCAGGUCCUGUCUCUCGGUCCCGUUUGGGCGAUGAGAGCAGGUUCCAAGUGGUUGGUGCCAAGCUAAGUUUUCCUGUACUUAGCGCUAACGUCCAGUGUUGUGCGUGUUGUCUCUGUGCGGAGGUUGUCACGUAUCAGCACAGGUCCUGUUUCUCGGUUCCGUGCGGACGGUGAGAGCAGGGCCGCGGACUUUCUGAGCUGUUAACUUCACUAUCUGUCCUGUCGUUCUGUCGCUCUUGUCACCGUGUUGCAACGCUACACCAAGCACACACGUCUCGUUACACACAUAUCGCCCCGCAACAUUCUCGUGGUGUGUAUAGCCGGAUUGUUUUUCCGGGUUGGGAUCUCGCGAGGGUGGUACCUAUCGCGAGAUUUGGUCAUGAGUCAUAAUUGUGUGGCGUGUGGGGUCCAGUUGCCCAUUGAGGAUGGACAUGAUGUGUGUGUACGUUGUCUAGGCGAGGAACCUAGCCUCUGAGGCUGUCUGUAAUCCCUCCUCCUGUAUGGAUUGCUCUAUUUUUUCAGAUGAUGGCGAGGAGGUCCUGCAUGACCACGCCAAAGAAAGCGAUAGACAGCAAUUCAGGGGUCUAAUCGAGAGGGCCUCCCGCGUUUUGGGGCUGGAACUGAGGACGGGUCAGGCCCCUCCCCCUUCACGCUUUAAUGAUGAGGAUGAGGAGGGGUCACUUGACACAGAGCCAUUUACAGUGCCUCUCCUCCCAGAGGUGGUGAACCUUAUGCAUAAGGGAUUUGAAAAGCCCACAGCUAAGUUAGUCUUUUCCGCUACCAACAGACGUUUGUCUGCCAUGAAGGAUAAGGACAAAGUAGGCUGUGGUUCACCACCUCAGUUGGACCAGUCUGUGUCUGCUCUUUUGUUUCCGGCCAGCUCAGUACUGGGUUCAGUUACUCUGCCGGGGGACUGUAGGAUGCUAGACGCCUCGCUAGUUAAAGUGCAUAGGCCUAUGGCGAUACAGACGCAACUGGCCAAUACUGGCUCUGUGUUAGCACUGUAUCAGCGGCGGCUGGUGCGUGAGCUACAAGGUGAGGCAGAUGCUCGUCUCAUUAAUGAGAUUCAGCUCGUCUCCAAAAUCUUAUCUAAGAUUAUGGAAGAGCAGGUGGUGACUGCUGGGAAGGGCAUGUCGGCGCUCUGGGUUGCUAGGCGCCAGCUGUAUUUGUCCCGAUCCAGGUUACAGCCAGAGGACAAAGAAGCUCUCUCUCCCAGCCCCUGGGUGUUUUCUACCAUGACCCAGGGGUUUCGUAUUCAGUUUGUUCGUCGUCCGCCAACCUCGAAGACCCCGAUGGUUUUCACAGUGGUAGACUCAGAACACAAGGCAGUGCUCCAGGCCGAGGUUUCUACCCUGCUAGAGAAGGGAGCGAUCAGGGAGGUGCCUCAGGGCAACAAGCAGGCUGGUUUUUACUCCCGCUAUUUUCUUGUCCCCAAGAAAGAUGGGAGUCUACGCCCCAUUUUAGAUCUCAGGGGUCUCAACAGACAUCUCAGGCGUCUGCCAUGCAAGAUGCUGACCGUCCCGAGGGUGCGGCAGUCCAUCAACAAAGGGGACUGGUUUGUCACCAUCGAUCUGAUGGAUGCCUACUUUCAGAUUCCGAUCUGGGACAGGCAUUGGCGGUUCCUCAGGUUCGUUUUCGACGGCAAGCAGUACAAAUUCCAGGUUCUGCCGUUCGGAAUUUCCCAGGCUCCUCGCACCUUUACCAGGUGAAUGGAGGCGGUUUUGUCGCCUCUGCGACAGAAGGGAAUACGGAUUGUGAAUUAUCUCGACGACUGGCUCCUUUGUGCACACUCGCAGGCUCAGUGUCAGGCUCAUUUGGCUUUCCUCCUGGAGCACGUAGAGCACCUCGGUCUGCGGCUCAAUUUGAAGAAGAGCAGACUGGAGCCUUCACAGCAGACGCAGUUCCUGGGCCUAGUGAUAGAUUCUCGGGCUGCGCUCCUGUCACUGACGCAGCACAGGCAGUUGUCCCUCAGGGCUUGCCUCUCCCAUUUCAGGCUGGGGGCAGGAGUCACAUGGAGACUGUGUCUCCGUCUUUUGGGUCUGAUGGCGUCCUCAGUGCAGGCCGUUCCACUGGCCCUCCUGCACAUGCGGCCGGUACAAAGGUGCCUACUGGGGCUGGGGUUGGGCCCCAGGAGUCGCCUCGAUACCAGGGUACUUGUCACGAGACGAUUGCGGAUGGCCCUCCGUUGGUGGGAAGACGGCGGGAAUCUUGCCAAAGGGAGUGUGCUAGGGCCGGUAACGCAUCGUUUUUUUCUCCUGACGGAUGCUUCAUUGACAGGCUGGGGCGCAGUGUUCAGAGGAAAUGGCGCCAGUGGUCGUUGGAGUGGUCCUCAAGCCACCCAGCACAUCAACAUGUUGGAACUGACAGUGGUCCAUCUUGGUCUUCGCCAUUUUCUGCCACACCUUCAGGGCCAGCACGUGCUGGUUAUGACAGACAGUGUGACGGCAGCCGCAUAUGUCAACAGGCAAGGAGAGUUGGUUUCUCCACGCCUCUGCGAGCUGGCUCGUCGCUUAUGGCUUUGGGCGUACCCAAGGUUUCUUUCACUGAGGGCAGCCCAUGUGCCGGGGGUGCAGAAUUGUGCAGCGGAUCGGUUGUCCAGGGGGGAACCGGACCCAGGCAGAUGGAGACUCCACCCUCAGGUGGUAGCAGGGAUUUGGCUCCGUUACGGACGGGCCGAGGUAGACCUGUUUGCGUCACGGGAGAACACCCACUGCCCACUUUUCUUCUCCCUGGGGAAGGACGAUCCUCCCCUUGGAGCGGACGCCCUUGCUCACCCUUGGCCACAGGUCCUGAUGUACGCCUUUCCCCCAUUUGUCCUCCUUCCGCCUCUCCUGAGGAGGGUGCACAUGGAGGAAGUGAGGCUGAUCCUGGUGGCUCCACAUUGGCCGCACAUGACCUGGUUCUCGGACAUCCCCCCAGUACUGGGCGGGACUCCAUGGGAGCUUCCAAUUCGUCUGGGCUUGCUGUCUCAAGCACAGGGGACUCAGGUUCAUCCCUUUCCCCAAGGGCUCAGGCUCUGGGCAUGGCCCCUGAAGGGCCCGAGCUGCUAGCCAUGGGGUUGUCACCUUCGGUGGUCAGUACGCUGCAGGAGGCGCGCGCACCGUCGACGAGAGCACUUUAUGCGCACAGAUGGAGGGCUUUUGUGGCCUGGUGCAGGGUACACCAGACGGACCCACUUACGUGCUCGGCCCCAGCUGUCCUGCGGUUCUUACAAGGACUCUUGGAUGCUGGGAGGGCGCCCUCUACCCUAAGGGGUAUGGUGGCGGCAAUCAAGGCAGCUCGGGUUGGGAGGUACCAAUUGCCUGAGGGUGUGGACAAAUUGAUAUCCCGAUUGCUCAAGGGUGCUAGGAGGCAUUCUGGUUUACGUGGUAGACCACCUCUGCCGCCCUGGGAUUUGGAGCUGGUCUUGCAGGCUCUGGAGUAUCCUCCUUUUGAGCCCUUAGAGUCGGUGGACCUGAAAUGGCUGUCCGUCAAAUCUGCCCUCCUGUUGGCGCUAGCCAUGGCCAAGAGGGUGGGGGAGCUCCAUGCUCUCUCCGUACAUGAAGAUCUGUGCAGGUUCUUGCCGGAGGGGGGAGGGGUGGUCCUGCGACCCAACCCUGCAUUUCUUCCCAAGGUCCUCUCUGCAUCGCAGCCAGGUCAGGAGGUCGUGCUCUGGUCUCUUUACUCUGCGCCAACGCAAGAGGGGGAGCGCGGGUACUCACUUGUGUGCCCUGUCAGGGCCCUUAGGGUGUAUUUGCACCGGACGCGGGUCCAUAGGCAGACUGACCAGUUGUUUGUGUGCUUUAGACAGGACCUUCUGGGUCAGGCACUGUCUAAGGCCCGUCUUUCCCACUGGAUUGUGGAGGCUAUCCAGCAGGCCUAUGUGGGGACUGGGGCGCCCUUCCCAUCAGGAGUGCGGGCGCACUCGACUCGGGGCAUGGCUACGUCUUGGGCGUCUGUCAAUGAGAUCUGAGCGGCGGCUACCUGGUCGGCCCCGUCCACAUUGCUCGCUUCUACCAGUUCAAUGUGGCUGCAGGCACUUCGUUCGGUGAGCGGGUGCUUGGGGUAGCCCGGCGGUAGUGACUUUUUCAUUUUUCCUGUCAGUCAGCCUCGUGGGGGCUGGUCUGAGUGGCCUCUCCACCCCUCUGAUUGAGCCUUUGCGUCUUGCGGGGCCAUCUGGCCCUUGGUUGUGUCUUGCACCAGGGCUGGGGCGCCAGCGUCCUGCGUCUUGCGGAGCUGGCUAGCUUGGGGGAUGUGUAUAUAGUGUACAUUUGUAUAUAGUUGGUUUGACGCACUGGGGUUUUUCUUUUUUGUAGAGCACUUUGGUGGCGAUGACGUCUCAUUCAAAAGCCACGCCAUACGUGUGGGGUGGUGCUGCUCUGUCCCUUCGCGGUGUGUCUUAAAGUUCUCCUGUAGAGAUAUAUGUAAUAUCUCUGAGGUGGAGGGGAAGCCUCCUUACAAUAGAGAACGUGUGUAACCAUGGUUCUCUGAGUAGGAGGCUUCCCCU
Epinephelus moara (kelp grouper) is the source of this 4684-nucleotide messenger RNA. RefSeq lists its product as uncharacterized. The coding region runs from base 1700 to 4150 and encodes 816 amino acids. Lineage: Eukaryota; Metazoa; Chordata; Actinopteri; Perciformes; Serranidae. The transcript has 2 exons. The record is from RefSeq and is a predicted model, not a curated record.